Mytilus californianus (California mussel) is the source of this 4992-nucleotide messenger RNA. Its product is annotated as ETS domain-containing protein Elk-3-like. The record is from RefSeq and is a predicted model, not a curated record. Gene Ontology annotation, molecular function: DNA-binding transcription factor activity, RNA polymerase II-specific; sequence-specific DNA binding. Gene Ontology annotation, biological process: cell differentiation; regulation of transcription by RNA polymerase II. Bases 441 to 1541 code for a protein of 366 amino acids. Gene Ontology annotation, cellular component: nucleus. The transcript has 5 exons. Lineage: Eukaryota; Metazoa; Mollusca; Bivalvia; Mytilida; Mytilidae.
UAUGUAAACACUGUAAACUUCCGGGUCACAUCAAUAUCGAAUCGUUUUAGAGAAGAUUUUUUUAAUGGAAUCCAUUUUGUCAUUUUAUCACAUUUCAUAAUACAUGAGCCAGUCACUGACCUUGUAUCGUGUAUAGUAAUUUCACUAAAACUGAUUUUGACCACCUGAAUAAACACUAUAAAGUCUGCACACGUAAGCCAACUAUGACAUUUCAUCAUCAUGAAGGUGGAUUCCCCUUCUGUUAAUAGUCAUUCUGUAAUUUUUACCAGACGUAUUUCCUGCAAGUUUACUGUGAAUUGGUGUCUCAAGGAUUUUACCAUACGGAUUCGUCGAAAAUAAAAACUAAUGUACAGUUUUAGACCUUGCAAUGUUUCGGUAAAUGUGCCGGUUUAAUAUGGAGAGAGAACUUACUCAGUUUAUCAGUACGGAGUUUCUGUAGAAUGGAAGAUGGACAAAAGGGUCCAAUGACAUUCGACGACAUAGCUCAGGAGCAUUUUACUCAUCGAUUUACCCUAAACAAUGCUCAGACAAAAGCUAUGGAUUCAAAUAGUAUCACAUUAUGGCAGUUUCUUUUGGAAUUGUUAAUUAGUAAUCAACACAGUCGGAUUAUUCAGUGGACAAAUAAUGAAGGUGAAUUUAAGCUUAUAAAUGCAGAAGAAGUUGCUAAACUAUGGGGAUUGCGCAAGAAUAAGCAUAACAUGAAUUACGACAAACUUAGUCGGGCACUGAGGUAUUAUUAUGACAAAAAUAUAAUUAAAAAAGUAAUGGGACAAAAAUUUGUGUACAAAUUUGUUUCAUUUCCAGAAAUAGUGAAGACAGAAAACAAAGUGCCAUUUAAAGUGAAAAUGGAAACAUUGGCACAGGAAUAUGGACAAAAAGUAUAUCCACAUUUUGCUUCGUAUAACCCCAUGGAACUAAAGUCUUCAGCAAAUCAUGCAUUGCAACCGAAUCAUACUCAAAACUUGUCAUGGAUUAAACAGGAAGAACCGGAUACAACAACACCUAGUCCCAUACCCCAUACUGUAAUGGAGGUCGGAAACACAACUUUAUCGGAGACAAGGGUUCCAUCUUGUUCACCUUCACCAUCACCUGUCAAUUUAUCCACAUCGAAAAGUGAUUCUGUGAUGCAUAAAAUGAAUGGAGGAAGUAAACUAUCAGUAGUUAUAAAUUCUGCUUCUUCUAAACCGAAACCGGUGCCCUUGUCCUUCAGUGAAAUUAACAGUAUGACAUCAUCAAUAUUUUCAUCAUCCUUAAGUGCUCUUAUACCUGGAAGUCCAAAAUUCGUUUCGCCGUUAGUGCAGCCUAGUCCAAUGAUUGGACCAAGAACUCCAUUUUUACAUUUCUGGAGUUCCCUUAGUCCUAUAACGACAAUGAGCCCAAGGGUUUGCUCUGCAUCUGCUUUCCAGUUUCCAACGUUCCCGGUGACAACAAUGACAUUAUCUCCGAUGGCAGCACCAUCUAAUUUUUCAAAUGUAGAAUCGUUGGCAACGCCAGCAUUGACUUCACCUACAAGGACUACAUGUAUAUCUUGUGUACUAUGACUGUAACUUUAUAUUUUGUUGUAAAUAUUUAUCAAUCCCAAGUGCUAUUGAAAAUUUAUCACGCUAGAAAGGUUUUAGACUUCAGUCCUCGAAGGAUGUGACGCGCGUGUUUUAUGUUUUUAUACUGUAACAUUUGCUUUUUCUUUAUUCUAUUUUUACACUAAUCAGAUUAUAAACAAGCAAAUGCAGUUAUUGUAAGUAUAUUUAUAGUGUCUUUGUUAAGUAAAGUUAUAUAGGUAUUUUUUACAGAGACAAUUAAGUGCCUGGCUGUGACCUACAUGUAUCAAACUCAUUUCAAAUGUUCACAAGACUUCAGCAGUAUUAAUUACAUUGGUUGCAAUCACCGUGAUAAAAAUAAUUGUUAUAUAAAACAUGAUAAAUAUAGAUUAUAACAUGGCAUUUUUCAUAUCAGACCCCUUAUCAGCCCUAGGUCAUGAUAUCAGCCCUAGGUCAUGAUAUCAGCCCGAGAGCCUUUCGGCUCGAGGGAUGAUUUUGACCAUGGGCUGAUAAGGGGUCUGAUAUGAAAAAUGACUUGUUAUGUUUUUUUUUAUCAUAUACUUCAACAGAAGACAUACAGGACAGGAACUAUUUUCAAAACUUUGAAAAAAUGCAUUAAUUGUAUUAUUUGUUUACUUUCUUAAUAAUAUAUUUUCAUGUUUCGUAAUAUUUGUUUUUUUAUACGACUUUGUUUUUCACUGAGGUGUAUUUUUGAAUUUGCCGAGUGACGUCGAAAUGCCAUUUAUUAUAACGUUACAGAAAAGCAUGCGAUAAUAACCGGAAGCAGUUGAUAACGAAAGUCAUAUCACACGGCUAAGGCCAUUCUUCAAAUUUAAUGAAUAAAUAUGUAAAAAUUACCGUUUUAUCAAGGGGUACAAUUAUACCAUUAUUUUCUAUAAGUAUAUGAUAAAUCCUUCAUAUGAGGUGUUAACCAGAGUUAAAAUUUCUCUAUAUUUGAAUUCUUCGAUUAUUCAUUUAUUUUAUUAUAUUGACUGUUUAUGUAAAUAAAGUACAAAAUGAACUACAAUUUGUUAUGUGCAUUCAGGGAUUUUUGCUGUUUAAAUUAUUACGCCAUAUCCCACAUUUUAUACUUUAUUUGCAUUUAUGUCAAUAUACGAACAUACCAAUGACUAAUCGAAGAAUUCAAAUAUCGAAAAAUAUCCAACUACUGCAAUAGCUGGGACUAAUACUAUAUGUCCCAGACAAAAGUGAUAAUUAUAAUUCAUGUCCUACGCUGUGUGUUGUUCAGUUACCCGUUUACUAUUGAUCUUUCAACUCUUGGAGUAGUAUUUUAAAAUUUUGCCUUGAAAAUCCAAGUAGGACUUAAAAUGCUUGCUUUUAAAGAAGAACUGCAAAAACUGCCAAAAUAGUCCCGCUUUGAGAGCUUGCCAUUAUAUUAAGAUGAUAGCUUAGGCCUUACCAAAAAAGUUUGAUAAACGAUGUCUUAAAAAGAUAUUAAUGUAUUUAACAUAUCUUUUACGGUGGGGCCUUGGCUGAUAUUUAAUUUUGCCGAAAAUAUGUGUAGAAAAUCCAUUUAAGGUAAAAUGUAAAUUUUAGAUUGUUAAUGACGUUACAGUGAUAUGAUAGCUGAAAAUUUUGUACUUAAGAGUCCAGAUUAUAUCAUCCUAUUUAUUUAUAGAUAAAACUAGAUGAAAUAAUUGAAUUUUUUUUUUACUAUUUUUGCAAUUUAAGAUAAUGGCUCAUCGUGCUCCUCCUUCUUAAUUUGUAUAUUUUCUAAAAAUCAAUUCAUGCCGAAAAUAUUUCCCCAACGUAGUGACCAUGUUUCAAUGACUGAAACCUGUUUUCUGACUGGUCUUUACAAGUAUCAUUUGUUUUUAUCAACGCUCCGAUUGAGGUUGACGUAUAUAGAUUAGGCAGCUCUUCAGUCUAUGAAAUAUUAAUUUAACCAUACAUAAUCUAACUCGCUCUUAAUUGAUUGAGGUAGCUGCAUAUGUAAUUACCACAUUUGCUCAAUUGUGCACACAACCAAAACAGUUUUAACUGGCUUAGUCACUUAACAUUCCUUUGACUCCCCACUCCUAUGAUGUUGGUACAUUGCUAAUUCAAAGAUAAGAAAGGAGGACUAUCAAAACGAAAAAUUAAUAGUAUAAUGAUUGCGAUAGCAACUUCUACGCUAACGGUUAUAGUUUCCUGGAGUCGGUUGCACAAAAAAUCUUACGACUUAGAUUGAUCGUUAGUCAUGAACAAUUCAGUAAACUUACGAUCAAUCUUAUAGUCGUAAGUUUUUUUGUGAAACCGACCGCUGAACCUUAAAAUGGUUAUCAUCGUCCAUAGAUCAGCUUACACGGACCAUAGUUCAGUGCGAACUAUUGUCAUAAUAAAACACCUGUCGUUCUUAAAUACAUUCCUCUCGAACUACUGUGCCAAAAUGUAAGAAAUAAUUAAUUGGAAAUCCAUUAUAAAUUCCGUAUUCCGAAUUCUUUUGGAACAAUUUCCAAACUUCAUCUAUAAAAGUAUAUACUAGUAAAGCAAUUUCUUUCAAAAUUUUGUUAGAAGGAUGAUGUUGUCUAGGAAACUGUCACAAACACAGCAUUUCAUGCUGAUCUGUAGGCAUAGAACAUUGCAGACUUGCUGUUGCACAUUAAACUCCGAUCGAAACCUAUAUAUGGGAGUGAUAAUGUACGAAACGGAAGGACCCCAUGUAACUCCCCUUUAUGCUCUGACGACUCAAGACAUGGCAGUUAGGAGAAUUCUAGAAUAUGAUUAGUCACUUAACAAAGUCCUUGCCUUAUUAAACUAUAGAUCAUAUGAUCUUAUACUAAUGGUGAUGGUGAUCGGGUUAUCCACUCAACCAACAGAAUACGAAAUGAUUUGCGUGUUCUAAGCUAUGUACCAAACAUGCCAGAAAUAUUAUUUCGCGGAAAGGUCAUAUAAAAUUGCAAGGUUUCCGUUGUGGCGAACAUAUGCCUAGAAACAGGAAUUCAUGGUUGCUAUUGGUCAAUUCUCAAAUUGCAUACCUCUGACUUAAACUCGGAGAGACUUAUUCAAAUUUUAUAGUGGUUAUGACCCUAAAGACGUCUCUGCAAAGAUUCAUUACUAUAUAUUGAUAGGGUUGCAUAAAUGACGAUUGUAUUUCUACAUAAACCCAUAAAACCCUGUUGGACUGUUUUCUUCUCCGAAAAGUUUUUAAAAAACUUGAUUUAGGAAUAAAAAAAUGAUCGUCCUUUAUAAACAAGCAAUAAAAAAACAGACAAAAAAUAUAGCUUGAUACUAUAUAGCUACUUUGUCCAGUUUUGUUAAAUGAUUUUUUAUAUGAUACUACAAAGUCAAUGUAUGCUAAAAAAGGGUGAUGAUUUUGGUUCGAAUGGAAAAUAAGUUGAUAGCACCCAGUCGUGUCAAAUGCGGGAAACAAGCUUCUUUGAGACUAGAUUUAUCAUAUGUUAUUGUAUAAUUUAUAUUUUGUUCUCUAAAUAAAAACAUGUAUUUUUAAAAA